Oldenlandia corymbosa var. corymbosa is the source of this 2308-nucleotide messenger RNA. NCBI's taxonomy places the organism in Eukaryota, Viridiplantae, Streptophyta, Magnoliopsida, Gentianales, Rubiaceae. The record is from the annotation of a GenBank genome assembly.
GUUAAAAGUCUGAAAAACCAUGUUUGAGAUAAUUUUAUCAUUACAUAACACCAUACAAUAGGGAUUGACAUUGAAUCAAGAAAUGAUAGUAGAUAAUUAGAUAUGUAAGUUAUCCGUAUGAAACGAACAAAUCGGAGUAUUUUUAAACAAAAUAAAAAUAGAAUCAGAAGAUAUCCAUUUCAUGAUUCUAACAAACUUAUCCGAAUGACAACAGAAAAAAUUUAUUUCAAAACCUCUGUAUCUCUAUCCGUAUCGGGAGUCAUCAUUAAAGUCUCUACUUAAACCUUCGAUUCUGAUUAAACCUCUAACAACGUUUGAAACCCAUUUUACAUCAUCGUAAUCUUAAUUAGCUCUAAACCCGCUUAAUUCAGCUGCUGUGAUGGGGGAUUAUACUCUGCCUGACGGAUCACUCUUCCUCGGCAUCGACAGCUCUACCCAGUCGUUGAAAGCAACUGUAUUAGAUACAAGUUUCAACAUUGUUGCCUCGGAGAUUGUGAAUUUUGAUUCUGAACUGCCCCAUUACAAAACCAAGGAUGGUGUGUAUAGGGAUUCAUCAGUGACUGGUAGGAUCGUUUCCCCCACUUUGAUGUGGGUGGAAGCAUUGGAGCUUGUGUUUUCUAGGUUUCAGAAAUCCAAUUUGGAUUUCGGAAAGAUUGCUGCUGUUUCUGGUAGUGGACAGCAACAUGGUAGUGUGUAUUGGAAAAAUGGGAGCAGGGCAAUUUUGACAUCAUUGGAUUCCAAGAAGCCUUUGGUCGAACAGUUGGGAAAUGCAUUUUCGACUAAAGAAUCGCCUGUGUGGAUGGAUAGUAGCACCACUGAGCAGGUGAAGGACAUUGAGAAAGCAGUGGGUGGUGCAAUGGAGCUGUCGAAGCUGACUGGCUCACGUGGCUGUGAAAGGUAUACGGGACCUCAAAUUCGCCGGAUUUACCAAACGAAACCAGAAGUUUAUGAGAACACUGAGAGGAUCUCUCUUGUUAGCUCCUUCAUGGCUUCACUGCUCAUUGGGGACUAUGCUUGUAUUGAUCAUACCGAUGGAGCCGGGAUGAAUUUGUUGGACAUUAAAAAGAAAGACUGGUCGAAGGUUGCUCUUGAGGCCACAGCACCAGGUUUGGAGGCCAAACUAGGAAAAUUAGCCCCUGCACAUGCUGUUGCUGGGCAUAUUGCCCCUUUCUUUGUGGAGAGGUACCAUUUUGACAAGAACUGUUUGAUUGUUCAAUGGUCUGGUGAUAAUCCUAACAGCCUAGCAGGGUUGACACUCAAUACUCCAGGAGACCUUGCGAUUAGUCUUGGUACCAGUGACACCGUCUUUGCCAUUACCAAUGAACACAAUCCAAGCUUGGAAGGACACGUUUUUCCGAAUCCAGUGGAUACAGAAGGCUACAUGGUGAUGUUGUGUUAUAAGAAUGGGUCUUUGACACGUGAAGAUAUACGCAAUCAAUUUGCGGAUGGGUCCUGGGAAGUCUUUAACAAAUAUCUGCAACAAACACAACCUCUCAACGGUGGAAAGCUCGGCUUUUACUACAAGGAGCUUGAGAUACUUCCUCCCCUUCCAAUUGGUUACCACCGGUACAUUCUUGAGGGUUUUAAUGGUGAUUCUCUUGAAGGAAUAAAGGAAAAAGAAGUUCCAAAGUUUGAUGGUCCAUCUGAGGUCAGAGCAUUGGUUGAGGGACAGUUUCUCUCCAUGAGGGCUCAUGGUGAGCGAUUUGGAAUGCCUUUUCCUGCAAAACGUAUCAUUGCAACUGGGGGAGCUUCAGCGAAUGAAAGCAUUCUGAGCUCGAUAGCUGCCAUUUUUGGGUCAAAUGUUUAUACUGUCCAAAGGCCUGAUUCUGCUUCUCUUGGGGCUGCAUUAAGGGCUGCCCACGGUUGGUUAUGCAACAAGAAGGGUGCCUUUUUACCUAUCUCACCCAUGUACAUGGACAAACUGGAGAAGUCCGCACUAAACUGCAAACUUGCUGUGAAUGCUGGAAACAAAGAACUUCUCAGCAAGUAUACUUUUCUGAUGAAGAAGAGAAUCGAAAUCGAAAAUAAUCUUGUCCAGAAGCUUGGGCGUCUUUAAAUUUCAAGCUCUUAAGGCAUCAGUUGAUGGAUAAGCUCUUGAGGAAAUUUUUUUUUCUUUUUUCUUUUCCCCCAUUUUUUAUUGAAAAGUAGUAGCCAGGCACUCCUCAUUUGCAUCAGCUACCAUCUGUUAAUAAUAAUCUUUUCUUUUAAGUUCCAUAUGAAGUAAUUUUCAACCUUUUGUUGUCUCUGUGUUCAAUUUUUUUUUUUUUUUUGGUAAAGAGCAAAUCUUGAAACCAGUCUUUUGUUUUCU